AUGGUGAAGCGUUGUCGUGCGGAAUGUGAGCUGUCGGAGUUUGUGCACUCAUGCGUCAACUUCAAAACCAAUGUGCACUUUACUGAUAUCGCAACUUACCAGAAGGAGCAUGCGUCGGGGCUUUCGUCCCCCUUUGCAGUCCUCAUUGGUACUCGGGCGCAGCUGGAGGAUGCUUCAGUGAAGAGUCUGCCGGUGUACUGCCCCGCCGUGGCGGAGGCGAUUAAGCAGGUGAAGGAGGGAAAGACGUUCGGCGUCCUCGCCGAGGGGGUGCGGAACGCAGCGGACGCAAAGUUCGUGCGUGUGGUGGUGGGCGAGGUGCCGUCGAAGGCGGCCCGCACCAACUGCCCCGCGCGGCCCGACGUGAUCGCGGCGCUUGUGACGGCGGCGCUGGAGGAGGCCCCGUCGGCGGUGUCGGCGGUGGACGUCUUUGUGCGCUCCACCGCGGCGGUGGCGGUGGCGGUGGCGGUGGCCCGCAGUGGGCGGCACAACUUCUCCGCGAAGGACGGCCUGGCGGGGCGGGCGUACCACGACGAGGCGCUGCGGCUGCAGGUGGUGUUCCCCAGCGUCCCCACCCCGCCACCGCGGGAGCUUGAGGUGAUCGCCACCUCCACGCAGCUCUGCCAGCGCCUCGUGGACGCACCGACCAAUCUGCUGAACACCACCACCUUCACAGAGAUCGCGCAGGCAUAUGCAAAGCAGCUGGGAUGUGGCAUCGAUGUCAUCUGCGGCGAUGAGCUGUGCGAGAGGGGGUACGGUGGUAUUUACUCUGUUGGUAAGGCUGCCAGUGAACCACCACGUCUCGUAACGCUCACAUACACCCCUAAAAGCAAGGAAAAGAAGAGGGUCGCACUGGUUGGGAAAGGAAUCGUGUAUGACUGCGGCGGUCUUGCACUGAAGCAGCCGAACUUUAUGACAGGAAUGAAACAUGACAUGGGUGGUGCAGCAGCAGUGUUCUGUGGUUUCGUCACCGCGGUGCGUCUCGGGCAGCCGGUUGCACUGUCUUGCACCCUUUGUCUUGCGGAGAAUGCCAUUGGACCCAAUUCGUACCGCAAUGAUGAUAUUCUGGUGAUGAAGUCUGGUAAGACAGUGGAGGUGAAUAACACUGACGCAGAGGGCCGUGUGGUGCUUGGUGAUGGUGUGUUUCACGCAACCAAUGAGCUCCCACACGUGCCUGACGUUCUCAUUGACAUGGCGACCCUGACAGGUGCACAAGGUAUCGCAACCGGUCGCAGACAUGCGGGUCUCUUUGUCAAUGAUGAAGAUGCCGAACUUGCCUUUUUAAAGGCAGGAAAGACAUGUGGCGAGACAUGCUUUCCAGUACUUUAUUGCCCAGAGUACCACAUCCCAGAGUUCCGAAGCAACGUCGCUGAUAUGCGUAAUUCAGUGGCCGAAAGAAAUAAUGCCGGAGUUUCAUGCGGUGGGCAGUUCAUUGCGAACCACCUCAGUCCAAAGUUCACGGGCAAACAUGUACAUGUGGAUUUGGCUUUUCCGACAUUUGAUGCCAAGGGUGCAACGGGCUUCGGCGCGGCUCUUCUCACGGAGUACUUCCGUAGCCUAUAA
Messenger RNA from Trypanosoma theileri, 1560 nucleotides. Its product is annotated as putative aminopeptidase. Gene Ontology annotation, cellular component: cytoplasm. The transcript has a single exon. NCBI's taxonomy places the organism in Eukaryota, Euglenozoa, Kinetoplastea, Trypanosomatida, Trypanosomatidae. Bases 1 to 1560 code for a protein of 519 amino acids. Gene Ontology annotation, molecular function: manganese ion binding; metalloaminopeptidase activity. Gene Ontology annotation, biological process: proteolysis. The record is from RefSeq and is a predicted model, not a curated record.